AGGGCAACAAGCACUGCCCAGUAACGCAGGAGCCACUGGAGAACCUGGAGGUGACGCGGAACGAGGACAUGGCGCGGUCCAUCGAGGAGUGGCGCGCGCGCAACACGGUGAUGCGCAUCCAGGCGGCGCGGCCGAAGCUGCAGUCGGGCAAGGAGGAGGAGGUGGAGGGCGGGCUGCUCGACCUCUUCCAGCUCUGCGAGGAGCGCGCCACCAACCGCUACUGGGUGGCGGCGGAGGGGCUCAUUCCCGUCGUCGUCAACCUCCUCAAGUCCACCAGCCGCAACCUCCGCCGCAAAACGCUCGCCACCCUCGCUAACCUCGCCAACGGGAAUGACGAGAACAAGGAGCUGGUGGUGGAGGCGGGCGCCAUUCAGCUGGCCGUGCGGUCGCUGUCGCGCGACGUGGGCGAGAGCCGGCAGGGCGUGGCGCUGCUGCUGGAGCUGUCGAAGAGCGCCAAGGUGUGCGAGGAGAUCGGUCGCGCGCAGGGCUCCAUCCUGCUGCUCGUCACCAUGCUCAACAACGAGAACGCUAACGCGGCCAAGGACGCGGCGGCCGUGCUGCAGCAGCUGGCGAGCAACGACCAGAACGUGGUGCAAAUGGCCGAAGCCAACCACUUCAAGCCACUAGCGGAACGCCUCACCACAGGCUCGGACAUGACGCGGAUCGUGAUGGCGAGUGCGCUGUCGCGCAUGUCGUUGACGGACCAGAGCAAGGCAGUGCUCGUGCAGCAGGGCGCCAUCCCCCCCCUCGUCACCAUGAUCGCCUCGGGCAAGCUCGAGGCCAAGGCGGCGGCGCUGGGCGCGCUGCAGAACCUCUCGUCGCUCGCCGCCAACCGCAACGAGCUCAUCCGCGCGGGCGUGGUGCCGCCGCUGCUGACGCUGCUCUUCUCCGUGACGUCCGUGGUGAUGAGCCUCAAGGAGGGCGCCGCUGCCAUCCUGGCCAACAUCUCGAUGGCGGGCGCCGCACAGGCGGAGACGAGGAUGGAGAGCAAUGGGGCGAUGCUGGAGUCCGAGGAGACCAUCUUCCAGCUGCUCUCGCUCAUGAACCUCGCUGGCCCCAACAUCCAGGUGAAUCUACUCAAGGCGCUGCUGGGCAUGGCGUCGGUACCGCAGGCCAUGGAAGUUCGCAAGCGCAUGAUAGUGGGCGGAGCAGUCGACGUGCUCAUCCCCUUCAUUGACGGCUCCGAAGGGGUCUCGACGAGGCCGUUGGCAGCGCGGGUGUUGAGGGAGCUGUCGAGGGAGGCGGACGCAGGAAAGAGCGUGGCGGACAGCCUCAUGGACGCCCAGGGCGCGCCGCUCAAGGCCAUCAUCGCCAUGCUGCACGACAAGGACUCGUUUGAUAACCGCGCUGCUGCUGCUUCUCUCAUCGCUGCGCUGCCGCCCAGUGACGCCAAGCUCAACCAGGCUCUCGUGCAGGCGGAUGUGGUGCAGACGCUGGUGACGAUGCUGGGCAUGAAGGGGGGCGGCGUGGGCAGCAACGCGCAGCUCAAGGACGCGGCUCUGGACGGAGCUGCUAACGCCCUCGUGCGCUUCACUCUCCCCUCCAACAUCAAGCAGCAGCAGCAGCUGGCGGAGCUAGGAGCCAUCCCGCAGCUGGUGACGCUGCUGGUGACGGGCAACGCGGGGGCGAAGCGGGGAGCAGCGCUGUGCCUGGGCAACUUCUCCGAGUCCAGCCCCACACUGUCCGUGCCCGUCAAGGCCAAGUCAGGCGGCUGCUGCUUCAAGGCGCCCGAGGAGCCCAAGUGUGUGGUGCACGGGGGCAAGUGCUCCGUGCGCUCGUCCUUCUGCCUGCUGGAGGCCGAGGCCAUCGACCCGCUGGUGGGCGCCAUGGGCGAGAAGGAGCCUCUCACGGCGGAGGCCGCUCUCACGGCGUUGUCCACGCUCAUGGGGGACAGCUGCCGAUGGGAGGCCAGCGUCAAGAUCAUCCAUGAGUCUGGCGGGUUUGGGCGGGUGGUGCAGCAGCUGAGCGAGGGCACGGAGAGGGCCAAGGAGAAGGGCGUGUGGAUGCUGGAGAAGCUGUUUCGCCUGGAGGAGUACAAGUUUGAGUACGCCACCAAGGCCCAGGGCGCGCUCAUUGAGAUCACCCAACACGGCUCCAACGAGACCAAGCCCGUCGCUGCUAAGAUCCUCAGCCAUCUCGAGCUGCUGCACCAACAGUCCAGCUAUUUCUGA
Molecule: messenger RNA, 2171 nt
Organism: Closterium sp. Yama58-4
Lineage: Eukaryota; Viridiplantae; Streptophyta; Zygnematophyceae; Desmidiales; Closteriaceae
Source: the annotation of a GenBank genome assembly